Molecule: messenger RNA, 1505 nt
Organism: Asparagus officinalis (garden asparagus)
Lineage: Eukaryota; Viridiplantae; Streptophyta; Magnoliopsida; Asparagales; Asparagaceae
Product: zinc finger protein ZAT9-like
Biological process (GO): regulation of DNA-templated transcription
Source: RefSeq, a predicted model, not a curated record
GGGAUUUGAUACAUGCCCACUACCUAUUUUUAUUGAAAUCUCAUUUGAUUAAUUAAUAAUUCUGAUUUUCUCAAAUCUCAAUUACUUGUGUUUAAUUCCCUUUCUUAAAACAUAAUCCCUCCCCUCUGGCUGUCUUUUGGUGGAGGAACGCUUGUCACCUACGCCUUUUUAGUUCCCACUCUCUCCAUCUAUUUUUACAGUUGUUGUUUGAUCUGCUUGGUAAUGGAGAAGCACACUUGCAAGCUCUGCUUCCGUAGCUUCGCCAAUGGCCGAGCUCUUGGUGGUCACAUGCGCUCUCACGUGGCGACCAGCACAAAGGCUCUCUGGCCGUCAGAAUCUCCAUCCUCCCGCAAUGAAGAAGAAGAUGACGUGGACGGAAAGAUGGGCCCACUAGGCUACGGACUCCGAGAGAACCCAAAUAAGAGCUUACGGUUAUUAGAUCCAGAGUUCUCCUCCGUCGUCGGAUCCUCCAUUAUCGUUCAGGAUCGAGAAAGCGAGACCGAAUCAUCACUUGCUCCAGCGAUCACUCACCGCUGGAGAUCCAAGCGGGCGAGGAAAGAUCCGAUUCAGGUUCAAGAACCCGAACCCGUUAGCUCCGUCUCCAAUAGGACGCCGGAGGAGGACGUGGCACUCUCUCUCAUGAUUCUCUCCCGCGAUUUCUGGGCCCCAGUGACCAAGUCUACAGAACAACUAAUGGAUAAAGAUGAAGAAGAAUACGAGAUCGGAAUCGAAGAGCAUCGAUCAAGAAACAAUCGUUCGAGGUAUCAGUGCCGUACGUGCAAGAAAGUUUUCCGAUCGUAUCAGGCACUGGGCGGCCACCGUGCUAGUCACAAGAAAGCGAACGGGUGCGUCCCGCCGGCGCCCAUUAAGAAUAAGGAUCCGCUUGCGGCCCGAAUCCUGGUCCACGAUGCCAAUGCUGAGCGAGUUCACCAUGAAUGCCCUGUUUGCUAUCGAGUGUUUAGUUCGGGUCAGGCUCUUGGUGGGCACAAGAGAUCGCAUCUUCGCUCUUCAUGGGCGGCUACCAUUACUUUAACUUCGAGCUCCUGUGCUCCUGCUGCUGCUGCUCCAAUUGCGUCUAAGUUUGGUGAGAGUCUAAUUGAUCUCAAUCUCCCCGCUCCAAUGGAGGAUGAUGCUGAAGUUUCUGCUGUUUCUGAUGCUGGGUUUGUGAUGACAAAACGUUCAAAAUAAGCAAGAGGAGCUUAAUUCCAGAUUACAGGCAUACAAAACAAAUUUAAUUGUUUCCUUUUCUUUUUCUUUUUUUUUUCCAAAAUUUUCUCAUAUAGUUAGAAUUGGGAAAGCUGUUGAUUUCAGUGGGUUCUCUGUAACUACCCUGCUUUCUGCUGUUCCUACGGCUUCUGACAUUUUAAUUCUUUUUCAUUUUUUUUGGGAAAUUCGUUCUAGGGGAAAUUAGAUUAGCUGGCAAUGUAAGAAACACCCUUUUUUCUUUAAUUUUAAUUUCGACCUGAAGUGUAAGUUACUGUGUGAUUUAGUUCAGCAGUUUGUGA